UCGUAUUCGUUAUAUUCGGUGAAAUGGCGUUCAACAUCUCUGUGUUGCCGGGGGAAACCUCGUUUGGCUUUUCGAAGUUUCAACCUACAGCUCCAGCAGCUAUGCACGAGGGGACACGCCAGCGGACUCAGAGCCCCAUGACUACGGCAACGUCCGUCCUGGGUAUCAAGUUUGAUGGCGGGGUCAUGCUCGCAGCAGAUAUCCUCGGCUCCUAUGGGUCGCUGGCUAGGUUCAGGAACUGCCCCCGGAUACUCAAGGUUAACGACCAGAUCGCAGCCGCAGCUAGCGGUGACUACGCUGACUUCCAGUACCUGAAGAGCGUCAUCGAUCAGAAAAUGAUCAGUGAACAAUGCCUUAACGAUGGCUUCAGACUCAAGCCCAAGUCCCUGUACUCAUGGCUGACCCGUGUCAUGUACAACAGGCGUUCUAGGUUUGACCCGCUAUGGAACACCUACCUCAUCGCUGGCCUUCAGGACGGUGUUCCAUUCCUGGGCCAGGUUGACAUGUUGGGAACAGCAUUUGAAAGUAGCACUUUGGCCACUGGCUAUGGAGCCUACAUCGCACAGCCACUGCUCCGUGAGGCCUAUGAGAAGAAAGCUGGCCAGCUGACGAAGGAAGAAGCUCAGAAGGUGCUCACUUACUGCCUCAGGGUCCUGUACUACCGAGACGCCCGUUCAUUUGACAAGUACCAAGUGGCAACAGUGACCGCGGAAGGUGUGGUCAUUGAGGGACCGUUGAAGAUUGACUCAAACUGGGAGAUUGCUCAUCUUGUGAAGGGCUACGAGUGACAUGUCCUCGGCUCGCGAAAUCUUCCACAUAAUAAAACAUCUGCUUUUCUUUUCUUCAA
Messenger RNA from Dermacentor andersoni, 847 nucleotides. RefSeq names its product proteasome subunit beta type-4 (gene Prosbeta7). Lineage: Eukaryota; Metazoa; Arthropoda; Arachnida; Ixodida; Ixodidae. The record is from RefSeq and is a predicted model, not a curated record. Gene Ontology annotation, cellular component: proteasome core complex; cytoplasm.